AUGUCUGGAAGCGGCAAGAGAAAGUCCGAUUGGCCUCUGGCGCUAAAUACGAAGAAGGGACGUCGAGCGAUGACUUCAGAUGUGCAGUGGGGGACGCAGUCCACCGUGGUCGGCGUUUCAACGACGUUCAUGUCUGACGGCAGCGGGAGAUCUCAAGUUACUACUACGGCUCAGACCGCACCAUCCGGUUACUCUGGUAUCGCUCCGGGCAGUGAGGAGUACCAUAGGGUGACAGGCGGUACAGCACUCGAAGAGCCUGUAGCAGGACCUGACGAGCCGGUAGCCGGACAGGAGUCAAAUGACGCACACGAAGAUUUUGAGGAUGAUGGGCUGCCGGGACCUGAAGUUACAGAUCCUGUCGAAGAACAGACUGACCAGGAGCCUCGAUCGAAAAGUCGGAAACCAAUCUGGGCUUGGAUCGCUGAGCGUCCCAUGUUCUUACGGGAGCUUAUCAACUUAGACGGCCGACAUCGCGCUCUAGACUUGGCGCAUCUCAAUAUGUGUCGUAACACAGAGUGCAAGGAUACACGUACCAAGCGCCGCUACUACCGUUGUGUAUCCGGCUGCAUGCGUUGUGACUGGUGUUGCCGCUCGUGCCUUCUCAAGAAGCACGCCGAUCUUCCACUGCAUCGCGUGGAGUCUUGGGUAGAAGGGCACUGGCAGUCGAUCUCGCUGCGAAACCUGGGUCUGAAGGUGAAUCUGGGCCAUCCGGACGGCUCUCCAUGCGCGCAACCCCAAGCGACGGUCGCGAACUUCGUUGUUGUCCACACUAACGGGGUACACGAAGUCAAGGCUGUGUUCUGCGGAUGCACUCAGACGUUUGUAGCACCUACUGCUCAGCUCCUGAGAGACCGCUGGUGGCCUGCUACGGCUGACUUUCCGAAAACGGCGGCGACCUUCGAAGCAUUGGACUGCCUAGAUGCUCUCGGAACAGCCGGCAAGACGAACGCGUUUGAGUUCUGGAACGCGAUGUGUGCACUGACAGAUUUCACCGGUACACAUACCCUUCCGGAUCGUUCGAAGGAGCUCGCGCGAAUGGUACACGAGUGGCGCCACAUUCUGAUGUGCAAGAGAGGAGGCAGGGGUCACGAUAGAUUCGGCGGCAUAGAGGAAACAUUGCUGGGCGAUCUCGCUGUACUAUGCCCAGCGUGUCCGCAUGAAGGGCUCAAUACAGACAUCCUAGAAAAGGUGUCCGCGAUCUCACCAGAAUUGGCCGCCGCCAUACGCCACUUCGAACGCGUAUUCGCGGCUAUGGACUGCAACUUCCGAGCCAAGAAUAAGGACAACCUCUCGACGUUCGAGAGCAGUCCCAUCUUGGGCGACGGGAUGGCAUUCAUGGUCCCUUACGACGAGUAUGAGGACUUCACAGCCACAAGCGGCCAUCAGGACGAGAUGAGCAGCUGCUCGCGUUUCGGGGCGAUGGUGUUGGCCAAUCUUAAAGCGGGCAAGGGGAUGCGUACGACAGGAAUCGGUGCAGUGUUUUGCUCGCGUCACGGCUUAUUCUGGCCGAAUACCGUAGGCACGCUGGUAAAGGGUGAAAGGUGGUUACCGCAGAUCACUGCAGCGGGCAUUCAUGUUCUGACCCCAUUUCUUCACAUCAGGUACUGUACGAUGGACUACAUCCUGGCCGCUUUCGUACGAAGACUGCGGGCAUCGGAGCUUCAUCUCUCGUACGACAUAAUAUGCCAGUACUCCAAGAACCUCGACCGCAGAAUGGCCGAUGUCGAGGGCGACACACCUUUCAUGCUAGUCGGCGCACAGAAACUGUUAGACGAGAUCUCGACAACAUUCGCUAUACCGAAGUUUCACAGCCCCGGACACAAGGCGCUCUGCCAACAAUGGUUUAACCUCGCGUUGCAGCUAUAUGCAGGCCAAACGGACGGCGAGGCGUCCGAGCGAGCUUGGGCGGGGCUGAAUCGCGCCGCCGCCAGCAUGAGGGAGAUGGGGCCCGGGCAUAUGCGCGACACAAUAGACUUCUAUUGCAAUAUGUGGAACUGGAAGAAGUUCAUCAAUAUGGGUCCGUUCCUUAUCCGCAAGAUGGAGCUGGCGUUGCGGGAGGCCGAGGACCAUACAUUCAUCCACACGGGUCUCCGGAAGGCGUUGGCUGCGGAGAGCGCGGAGACCGUGGACGAGUGGACCGAUGAGGUAGUUGUGUUCGAAAGACGGGAUGAUGGGGAAUUGAAGGAGGGAGGUCCGGUCAAGAACCCAUACAAGCCGCUCGCAAAACCGAAGUCCCUCCAUCAGGCACGAUUGGAAAGCGCAGAGCUGAUGGCCGCCGCCCUUGAGAAGCUCGGUGCUUCUGACGCCCGAAGCAGGAAGGAAAGUGCCACAAGUACGACGGGCGCGGAUCGGGCGCCAGCUUCACCAGAACUGACGAAUUUCGUACUGCGCGGAUUCAAGAUUGAGAUGUUGAGGUUACGCGCUAUUGCAAGACAAAAAGUCAACACGGUGCUCCAGCGAGCGGAGAAGCGGGAGCAAGCGAACGAAGUCGCGCGUUUGCUGGUGCAGUUCCGAAAGGACCAGCAAUGGAUACAGCCGCUCGUUUCAGCGGGUGUGAGCGAGUUGGAGGGUGACCGCGCCGAAGCGAACACGCGGGAAGAAGAUGGGGAUAGCGAGGACGAGGACGAGGAUGAAAUCGACGCGGGACCGUCUGGCGACGGAGAUGAAGAUGAUGUCGAGGCGGGAGCACCGGACGAUCUGCCCCUCGGGAACAAGGUUGCACGGGGCCUAUACCUACCGUCAGAGCUACCGCGCGAGCUGGCACUUCAACAACCGCGCGAGCUGCUGUAUGAAGAGCUGCGCCUGCGAUGGGCGGGGAUGGGAGACGACAUCGUCAUCAUUCGCCAGUACUGCAGAAUCAAGGGCACCGUCGCCGAAUUCAAGCGCAAGACCGUUCGAGGACAGAGACACACGUCACGCGCCCGGACCAAGCAGAACGCGAUUGAGGCCAAUCUGUAUACCGUCAAAGAGUCAUAUCGGGUGCAUCGUGCACGCUUCGCUAGGUUGGUUUCGCUGAUGAGCGAGAGGGAGAGGGAAGAGCAGGUGCCGGCCAACUGGGAGGACCGCUUCCGUGAACUUGAGGAUGGUGAUUGUAUCGCGUUGGGGCAGAGACUGCUGAUGCGCAUCGAGGACGAGCAGAUCAAGCGCGUCCAUCGCAUAGUCACACAGAAGCACGGAGGUUCGAGCGGCGAGAGCAGUCACAAAGUCCCGUGGAUCUGGUAUACAGUCGUGGAAGGAGGCAUUAUCGAACUGAACGAUGAGAUGCGCGUCGAAUACCUGAAGUGCCGCGCCCGCGCGAUGAGAUGGACGGAGGAAGUCUACGCCCUCUGUUUCGAAAUGAUCCGAACUCCUAGGUUCGUCAUGAGAAAAGCAGAAUGGUGGGAGAGGAAGGCUGGUAUGCAGCUGUCGGGGCUCAGCAAACUCGAGAAGGACGGCGCCCGCGCGUACGCGAAGAAGCAGGCGACGAUGUACCGGCGACAAGCGGAGAAGCUGGAGAAGAACUUUGCGGAAAGUUUAACUCUAGCGGCAGCGUUCGUGAAGACUCACGGGCUCGAUGGCCUGCUCAAAGAAGCAUAG
This is a messenger RNA of Peniophora sp. CBMAI 1063, 3576 nucleotides long. NCBI's taxonomy places the organism in Eukaryota, Fungi, Basidiomycota, Agaricomycetes, Russulales, Peniophoraceae. The record is from the annotation of a GenBank genome assembly.